UAUUUCAAAACACACAGCAAAUAACAGCUCUAUCACUAGCACUAAAGUAUCAUGGCUCAAUACAGGCCAAUGCUCAUUAUAAUCGGGCUGAUUUGUGUGCUCUUUACAUUUACCACUAAUGCAACUGAACAGAACAAUUCACAAAUCUAUAUUAUUCAUUGUGAGUUCCCUGAUGGAGACAGGCCUAUCAGAUAUCAAGAUUUAGAAAGCUGGUAUCUUUCUUUCUUGCCUGCAACAACCUUGGAUAGUGGCCGUGAGGCACCACGAUUGAUAUAUUCCUAUCGAAAUGUCCUAACGGGGUUUGCAGCUAAGUUAUCACCAGAGGAUUUAAAGGAAAUGGAGAAAAUGGAAGGAUUUGUUUCUGCACGCCCCGAGGUGCUACUUGAUUUACACACCACACAUAGUGUCAAUUUCUUGGGUUUGAACCAGAACAUGGGGUUCUGGAAAAACUCGAAUUAUGGGAAAGGUGUGAUCAUUGGAGUCAUUGACACGGGAAUUUUCCCCGACCACCCUUCAUUUAGCGAUGAUGGGAUGCCACCUCCCCCUGCCAAAUGGAAGGGUAAGUGUGAAUUUGAUGUCACGAAGUGUAACAACAAACUCAUUGGAGUGAGGUACUUCGAGUCCUCACAGAUUGAUCCAUGGGAUGAACUUGGUCACGGUACACAUACUGCUAGCACGGCUGCUGGACGACUUGUGCCAGGUGCCAACAUUUUUGGCAAUGCUAAUGGCACUGCUGCGGGCGUUGCACCUCUUGCUCAUCUUGCCAUUUACAAAGCGUGCUCUUCUUUUGGUUGUACUCUGAGCAACUUUUUGGCUGCAAUGGAUAUGGCUAUUGAAGAUGGUGUCGAUGUGCUUUCAAUUUCAGCUGGUAGACUAGAAUUAAAUUUGUAUGAGGACUAUAUUGCGCUUGGUGCCUAUAGUGCUAUGGAAAAAGGAAUCUUUGUCAGCUGUUCUGCUGGAAAUUCAGGACCAACUAGUUUUACAGUGUCUAAUGGAGCUCCCUGGAUUCUCACAGUUGGUGCAAGCACUAUUGACAGGAAAAUAAAGGCCACUGCUGUGCUUGGGAACAAUCAAGAAUUCGACGGACAAUCAGCCUUUCAACCUAGUGAAUUUCCUCCAACACAGUUGCCUCUUGUCUAUCCUGGAAGCAACGCUAGUGACAUUCUUGCUGAAUAUUGUUACCCUUCUUCGUUGAACAACACGAAUGUCACGGGAAAGAUAGUGUUGUGUCAGUUUGGUAUCACGGAUCGAAUUGAUAAAGGGAGAGCAGUAAAGGCAGCUGGUGGUGCUGCCAUGAUUCUAAUGAAUUCAAGAUCCCUGGAUAACACAACAUUGGCCGAUGCGCAUGUCCUUCCGGUGACACAUGUUAGCUAUGUUGAUGGUCUAAAAAUACAAGAAUACAUAAAUUCGACAACCACCCCUACAGCCACAAUAGUAUUCAAAGGAACUAUAAUCGGAGAUGAUCAUGCUCCAGUUGUUGCUGGAUUUUCUUCUAGGGGUCCAAGUUAUGCAAGUCGUGGAAUUCUAAAACCGGACAUUAUUGGUCCUGGUGUUAACAUUUUAGCAGCUUGGCAUACUUCCUUGGAGAACAAAACGAACACAAACUCUACUUUUAACAUGAUUUCAGGCACCUCAAUGUCUUGUCCUCAUCUCAGUGGCGUUGCAGCGCUACUUAAAAGUGUUCACCCCGAUUGGUCUCCAGCUGCAAUUAAGUCAGCAAUUAUGACAACAGCUGAUGUCUUAAACCUCGGAUCCAACUUAAUCGAGGAUGAAACUGACCUUCCAGCUGAUGUCUUUGCCACAGGUGCAGGACACGUUAAUCCAUCAAAAGCAAAUGAUCCCGGACUGAUAUAUGAUAUCGAACCAUCCAAUUACUUACCUUACUUAUGUGGUUUGAAUUACACAAACAGACAAGUUAUGAUGUUUUUGCAGCGCAAAGUUAAUUGUUCGGAGAUUACGAGCAUCUUAGAAAGUCAGCUAAAUUAUCCAUCGUUUUCGAUUCAAAUCAGAAGCAACUCAGAAGCUCUAGUAUAUUCAAGAACUGUAACAAAUGUAGGACAAGCCAACUCAACAUACAGAGUUGAAAUUGAUUCACCGCAGGGUCUUGAUGUGAAAGUUGAACCAGCUACACUUGUUUUUUCAGAAGUGAAACAAAAAUUGAGUUAUCAAGUGACAUUUACACCUUUGGCUACUAGACCAAGUACCAUAUAUAAUCAGGGAUCUCUCAGAUGGAUUUCUGAAAAACACAUUGUUAGGAGUCCAAUUGUUGUUCGUUUUUCUUUUUUCUGAAGUGACAAGUGAAGGAGCUGAUCUCAGUGACAAACUGAUCAAGAUUUUUUAUUUGCAAUAAAGCCUCUUCAAGAUGUCACUUUGAUUUAUUAUUUGUGUUUAGCCAUGUAUACACAUUGUAAAUGUAUCUUCUUUUUUUUCUCCUCUGCCCCUCAAUUUGCAAUAAAAACAAGGCUUGUUGUCACCCGACCCUCCUCAGACUCCACUUAUGGAACAAUGCUUAAUGUAAAAAGAAGUUAAAGCUUU
Molecule: messenger RNA, 2535 nt
Organism: Capsicum annuum
Lineage: Eukaryota; Viridiplantae; Streptophyta; Magnoliopsida; Solanales; Solanaceae
Product: subtilisin-like protease
Exons: 1
Coding region: 52-2289 (745 amino acids)
Biological process (GO): proteolysis
Molecular function (GO): serine-type endopeptidase activity
Source: RefSeq, a predicted model, not a curated record